Messenger RNA from Adineta steineri, 525 nucleotides. The record is from the annotation of a GenBank genome assembly. NCBI's taxonomy places the organism in Eukaryota, Metazoa, Rotifera, Eurotatoria, Adinetida, Adinetidae.
AUGACUGACGCAAUCAAGAAAGGUGCUGAAGCCGUUAAGGAUAAAGUUGCAGAAACAACAUCCGGAGCCAGCCAUGAAGCUAAUAAAGCUGCUGCUAAAGAUUCAGAUCGAUCACUUGGAGAUCGUGCUGGCCAUGCCGUUGAUGCUGUAAAAGAUAAAGUCGAUGAAAAAAAACAUGAAGUAUCAAAAGAAGCAAACAAAGAAGGUGCUGAACAUGAUGCUAAAGGUAUUGUCGAAACCGUUAAAGAAAAAGCUGCCGAAGCAUAUAACUAUGUUGCCGGAGGCGAAGACGGUAAAGGUCUUGUUGAAACAAUAAAAGAAAAAGCUAGCGAUACUUACGCUUAUUUAGCUGAAAAAGCUACUGAAGCAACACAUGCUUUAAGUGGUGAAGCUAAUAAGGAAGUUGCCAAAGACUCCAAUCAAUCAGUUGGUACACGUGCAGGUGCUGCUGUUGAUGCUGUUAAAGACAAGGUUCAAGAAAAAACGAGUGAAGCUAAAGCUGACGCUCACAAACAUAAUUUAUAA